GCGUCAAAAUAAAAUUGUCAGAAGUAAACAACACCGAAUCUCGCCGAUCAAGUUCAACUUGUCUGAGAAAUUGUUUCGUUCCGUGUUGAAAAAGGUGGUGUUAAAGUGCGCUGCAGUUAUAGGUCGAAGCGCCAUGGCACUGUCCAAUGUGCUGACACUAAGCCAAAUGGCAGGACAUGUCAUAGCGCUUAUCCUGUCGCUCUGUAUCUUCAUCCCGUUAUCGGCUCACGUUCAUUCCUUCAACGGGCAUUGCCUACUGUUUGCCACCGGAACCUGGCAGGAGAAGGAUGGUCUGUUCGACGUUAGGUGGGCCUCGGAAGCCAAUUGCAAUUAUCCUAUUCUGGUAGGAGUGGCACUGUUCGUUAUCGCCGGUCUGCAAAUCUAUCGUCUGGCUAUUCUGGUUCAUCGCGAAUUGGAAAGUUCCUUUCUGGCACUAUUCUUCGAUGUAGUUUUCAGCGUGAGUCUAUGCGCAAUGACUGUCAAUGCUGCCAUCAUCAUAACCCUCGGAUUCAUGACAUGGUGCAGCGAUAUGACAGAGCGUUUUCCCUCAUGCGAAAUCGCCGACGGCCAGAACAUCACUAAGGCCCAACUGAACAUUCAAACCUCCGGUUUCUACAUCGAAAUGGGAACCGCUCAAUUCGGAGCGUGGGCCUCAUUUGCCACCUGGGUUGGGCUGUCUGUUUUUGCACUGCUGAAACUUAUUAACAAUCACCAGCUUAGGAACAUUAAAGUCUCGAUGUACAUCGAACGCCAACGGCUUGUCAAUGAGGAUGUGUACCGAGGAACGACCUCGGAGGUACCGACUGGGCCCGGAGAGAACCAUGUCGAUUGAACACUUCAUGUCCUACACAACUAGUACAGGUUAGCGCAUUGUAAUGUCUGUUCUUGCUUAUUUAAAAGAGUGAGGGUUUGGACAAAAGUUAUAUGUGGUGAUUUAUGGCGAAAAAAUUUUGGUUUAGAAAGAAAGGUAUGUUUUAUUUGGAAUGAUUUUUCUUACAUUCCGCGUAUUUAACAUGAUAUUAUGUUCAACGUAUUCUCGUAUUUUGCUAAACAAGUAGCAAUGAUAAGUUAUUUCUCUGUUAACGCACUCUGAUGUGCUUUACUUCAAUGAGAAUUGUGAGCAGUCAUAAAAA
This is a messenger RNA of Toxorhynchites rutilus septentrionalis, 1133 nucleotides long. RefSeq names its product transmembrane protein 179. The coding region runs from base 134 to 832 and encodes 232 amino acids. NCBI's taxonomy places the organism in Eukaryota, Metazoa, Arthropoda, Insecta, Diptera, Culicidae. The record is from RefSeq and is a predicted model, not a curated record. The transcript is spliced from 4 exons.